Molecule: messenger RNA, 883 nt
Organism: Aspergillus ochraceoroseus IBT 24754
Lineage: Eukaryota; Fungi; Ascomycota; Eurotiomycetes; Eurotiales; Aspergillaceae
Exons: 1
Coding region: 80-418 (112 amino acids)
Source: RefSeq, a predicted model, not a curated record
CCAAAGGAAAUCAACAUCCCUGCUGUAGCAAACCAUAUACCUGGAAGUCUCAGCGUCCCCUCCCAGUACUUUCAUUUGUAUGCUUUCUUGCAGUUCUUUGACAAAUAUCUCCUUUUCCCCCAGCCCUCACUGGUUCCAUCUUGUUUCUGGCGACCUGACCGCUGCUAACUUAGUAUCCAGUCAGCGCCGCCACGACAGUACCCCAGAGGUGUCCGUGCCCAACGCUCUGCAAUCCAGUGCUCAGCUGCUCUGGUAUGACGCCGUACUUUCGUCCGACACUCGCUUCGUCAUUCCACUCUCGUCUGCUUUUCUAUUUCUUCCGAUCUUGACCCUCAUCGUACACAUUCUGGGUCUUGCUCUGUUCCAGCAAAAUCCGACGGGAUUCUUCUGGUUUCCCACCCUUUCUAGUCUAUCCUAGCGAUCGCGAGUUUAUUAACAUAGGAUUCGCCUAAGACCUGCUAGGUGAGGCGCCACACCUGCUGAUACGCUCUAAAUCCUGCACCAGGCUCAAUACCUGGGUCGAAGACCCUUUACACUAAACGCAAUCGGGUUCUGUGCUUCAUUAAUUAUCUCCCGGGGCGCCAUUCCUCGCCAGCUCGAACCGGUCAAGCGGAUUUCGGACGAUAUCUCAGCUGAGUAAGGUCACGCCGUAAAUAAAUAGACUCUAACGAGCUUAUUUUCCAUCAUCUCAGCUCAAUUGGUCGACUGCGACGAGGCUCAGCUGCCUGAAAAGAGUAAAAAAAAGAAAGAAAAAAAAGAAAAAAAAGAAAAAAGCAAAACACAGUGUGACCACACAAGUGAUACGGUUCACUCUUGUGAACAAGGCUUAUACAUUUCUUGCAAACCCUUUCUUUUCUAUUUCAAGCUAAAAUUUCAUCUGUGC